CGCGCGCACCUCCGCCAUUCUGCUUUCAGUACCGACCGGAGCCUCCAGUCGAAUACUAAAAUCGACAGAAAUGUACCAAACCCGUGUUAACAGUGGCUUCUCGAAACGGAAUUGAUCGGUAGAAACAGGACCGUUGCGGUACAGGAUCGGAAACUAAGGGAUGUCGCCGCUUAUUAAACUGCUGCGGCGAUGGCGCCGGCAAGCCGCAGGGGAGGCGCCUGCCGAGGAGGAAGCGGGCGAAGAGGCAGGCGGAUCAACAGUAUCGCCCGGCACCGAAGCGCCCGUCCAGGCCACCACAGAGACGAUAGGCGAGAAAACAGCAGAGAUCGCUCACAAGCUCAACCUGGAGACGUGGCAACUGGUUGCCAUCCUCGUGGGAGUCGCGGUCGUUGUCCUCGGCAUAUGCUUCUGCUGCAUCAGACGAUGUUUCCGCAAGAGGCGAUCCAAAGAUGGCAAGAAGGGCAUGAAGGGCGUCGUCGACCUCAAAUCCGUCCAGCUCAUCGGCUCAGCUUACAAGGAGAAGGUUCAGCCGGACAUGGAGGAGCUCACCGAAAACGCCGAGGAGCCGGACGACGGCGACUCCAAGAAGGAAGAACAGAAACUAGGAAAGCUACUCUAUAAGCUCGAAUACGAUUUCAACAGCAACAGUCUCUCUGUGACUGUGAUCAAAGCAGAAGAUCUUCCAGCCCUGGACAUGGGAGGAACUUCUGAUCCCUACGUAAAGGUCUACCUACUCCCCGACAAGAAGAAGAAAUUCGAGACCAAGGUCCAUCGGAAAACUCUCAGUCCCGUUUUCAACGAAACGUUCGUCUUUAAGAGCGUUCCAUACGCCGACGCGAUGAACAAAACGCUAGUGUUCGCGAUCUUCGACUUCGAUCGGUUCUCCAAACACGACCAGAUCGGCGAGGUGAAGGUACCGCUGUGUCAGGUGGACUUGGCACAGACCAUUGAGGAAUGGCGCGAGCUGCAGAGCGUGGAAGGCGAAGGGGGGCAGGACAACAAGUUGGGAGACAUUUGUUUCUCCCUGCGAUACGUGCCUACGGCCGGCAAGCUCACGGUCGUCAUCCUCGAAGCCAAGAACCUAAAGAAAAUGGAUGUCGGCGGCCUAUCAGAUCCGUACGUAAAGAUAGCACUCAUGCAAAACGGCAAACGACUCAAGAAGAAGAAGACAAGCAUCAAGAAAUGCACACUGAAUCCCUAUUACAACGAGUCAUUUACUUUUGAAGUACCAUUCGAACAAAUACAGAAAGUGAAUCUAGUGGUAACGGUGGUGGAUUACGAUCGCAUCGGCACAUCGGAGCCCAUCGGCAAGGUGGUGCUGGGGUACAACGUGCAGGGCACAGAGCUGCGCCACUGGUCCGACAUGCUGGCCAGUCCGCGGCGCCCCAUCGCGCAAUGGCACACGCUCAAAGAUCCCGACGAUGGAGAGAAGAAGGACUAAGGUGCCUCAGGAUUUCAUCGGUUUACAUAACAGUGAUGAAGAUCUACGACAACUUCCGAGAGAAGAAGUACCAUCUAUGCCAUCUUACAAGAUCGAAGAGUAUUUUAGUUCGUACUAUAAAUUGAAAUAUUUUGCUAGUUUCAAACGUAUCCAGGAUAAUUUGAAGGGGAAAGUAUUUAUAUUAGAUACGUUAAUAUUUUUCGCUAUUGCGUCGGCGGCUAUAAAAUUGGCUGUAUAAUGUCGUUCCUUUGUUUACAAUAAUGGCUUAAGUAGGUGUUUACCUAUUGGUUAAGUACUUUCAACAACUUGUACCCACAUCUCUUUCAUAAGUUACCGGGCGGUAUUGGUACUUGAAAAAUCCUUGCAAAACAUUUCGAAAUAUAAAUACAUAUUUUACCUUGAAUUCCAUUGUAUCCUAGAAAAAUAACUGGAUGGACUGAGGAAUGAUGGCCGUACCGGAUGAAAGGGGAUUGAAAUAAGUCAUGACUUUUGCAGAUGUCAAAAAUUUGACUCUAGCUAACUAUAAACAUAAUAUGAAAUUGAGAUAGCAAAAUUUUCUUGAAAACGAACUAAAUCUCAAAUGUUUUAACAUUUCCGUUUUUACAUUUACUUAAAAUCCAAAAUGUGGAGCCCUUGACGAAAAUGUUCUUUCAUGUCGACGUAAAUAAUACUCGUAUAAGUAAAUUGUUGUGAAACCGGCGGGGAUAGAGUGCGGAGUAGGGAUCAUAGUUCGGUAGACCCCCUUGCUUCCACGAUAGCGUAUGAAUUUUGCAAAGCCGUUAAAAGCCCUUCUAAUGUAUUACGAUGCGUCCAGAUCUGGCGACUACGCCAUUCGCGAAUAUUCGUAAAAGGAUCCUUAACUGCUGCUACGCCAGCAGUGCAAAAGCGGCGAAUGGUAAGCGAGCGACGCAUUGGCCAGUUUUGGACGGUUCUUUACCAACUUAAAAAGCGGUAUGGAUAUAUAAUGAAUCCCUUUAUACCUACUACUUUUUAAAAUGGUGUAGUAGGUUUGUGAAUUAAGCCUAUUUGCACUAGCGUCUAUGUACACACUGUCAUCUCUCUCACUCGUAGAGAAAUCUUUUUAGGUGUGAAAGAGAUAAAUGUGAUAAACGCUAGUACUAGGCAUGGGAGUUUGGGCUUUCGUGUGACAUAGUUUUAAGUGGAAAGAUUCACUUGAAUUGCCUAUUUGUAUAUUUAUUUAUGUAAAACGCUGGGUUGUGGGACAAUAGACCUAAAUUCUACUGUUAUGUGUUUGUUACGUAAAUUAAUUGCUAUAAGUAGUUACUUACCAAGAAACAUUUCCUGAAAAGCUGACACUUACCUGUAAGAAAAUUAACAGGUAGCUCUAAACAAAUGUACAUAAUUAUAUUAUACAUUGUUUUAGAGAAGGGCUAAGUAACAAAGAUACAUACCAACAAAGAGAGCUUCUAAAAUUAUCUAUCCAAAUUAUGAAUAAUGAACGUAAAACCUCGGUUACUUCUAUACGGAUAUAAUGUAUUAGUGGAAAAGGGACAGAUGCUCCACGUGAACCAUGUUGAGUAAACAUUUGCUGGUUUAGUGUAUCCCUCGGAUGAAAAGUUCAACGCUCCGCAAUAAACCAUUGGCGCGGUUUGUAUGCGAUGUGCUACGUCGUAGCACGUAGCAAGAAAAAAAAACGAAAAGAAUUUUGACCCAAAUUACUGAUAUGAUAUUACUCACAGUUAACUUCGCUCGCGCUACACAGAGAGUAAUGUCAUAUCAAUUUGAAUACAAAACCAGAUUUUUAAAUCUGAAUACGCAUCCUGCGGAAAACACCGCGAAGUAUGAUAACAUUGAUAACAUCAGUGCGUAACCGUUCACAAAUAAACAUUUAUGUUAACGAGAGCGCGACGCACUGAAAUCGGUAUCAAACUGGUAUACUUUCUAAACACUUGAACAGUCUUAACACAUUUAACGCUGAGUUACGGUUGUAGCCGAUAAUGUGGGUUUCCCGGUAUGUAGAAGAAAUGCUUCGUAGAGGCAAAACGACAACGUGUCAUGAUUAACGCUGAAUGUGUUAAGACAUAUGCUACCCUCGUAGCCAAUCCCAGCGUUUUCCCGCUUUGUAGAGUAAAGCUACUACGAACAGAGAACCCGCCGAGCGGGUUCCCGGUACUGAAUGUGUUAAUAGAAAUUUAGGUCUCUGCCCGUCGACCCGGCGCUUAAAUCUUUAUGACGUAUAUGACUAUGUAAAUAAGUUACAUCGUGUUAAAUUUACAACAUUCUAUUUUACUAUCGUAAGUGUUAUUGUAUUGAUACCCUUUUAUUAUGGUAAAGUUCCUCCAUGAACGAGAAUAUCCCGAUUGUAUUUUUAUCCUUACUGUAUUAUUAUUAGCACAGCCACCAUCGAAACUCUUAAAACUUAAGUGUUUACACUUAAACGCCAUCAACAUUGUAUGGAUAUUUCCAAUAAUAGAGACCUCGUUUCAUUGCCCUAAGUGUACAAUAAAGGGUAAUGUACAGAGUGCUCAUUUGAGAUCUAUAUCCUAAAACUUGUACCACUUGUGUCUAAAUUUAUUCAAAAUGAAGCUACUCAGUAGGUAUUAUUUUUAGUCACAAAAAAUACAUUUUUAUUUGCUUGGAUUCUUUCUCUUUCUGCGAGGAACAAUUAGGCCUAUUAAAUUUAUCUUUUAAUUUUAAGUCAUUUCAUGACAUUCCCAUUGCAUUUUCAAAGAAUAGUACAUCAAAAUCGUUUAAGUUUAGAUUAUCUUAGUUAUUUCAAUGUAGGCAAUUUUAUUAUGUUCGCUAAAAAAUUCGUUGAUAGAUAAUACAUAGCAAAUGGCGACUCAAAACCGUGGAUCAUCGAAACUAGUCAAACUUACUUAUAGACCACGAUAAUAAACUUAUAAUGUAUUGUUAAAUAGUUCGAAUAUAAUUAUUGAUCCCUUACAAUAAUGAUUCAUGGUUAGAUUGAUUUAUUUGUAUUUAUUUUAAUGGGUUUUUAAUCAUAAGUAACUAUUGUAUCUUAGACUCAUUACAUCAUAUCCAACUAAACGAGAGGGAUGCAGCUAUAUGUCAGAAAGAGGAGACUAUAUUUCUAUCUUGCACUAAUGUGGCUGGAUCUCUUUCGAUCGGACAGUUGAGGUUAUGUAUUAAAAUCUUAACGUGACGUCUGAUAAGUGAAUCAAAAGUAUAACUUAUACCUAGCUAAAGCUUGACUGUUGUUGAUCUCAAACCUAUGUGUUAUCGUGUAUAUAAUGUAAUCACAUGUUAAAUUUCACAAUCACUUUAUAUCUAUGUAUAGGAGUAAUGAGAGGGCUUCAAGUACAUUAGCUGUGCACCAACACGAAACAAGUAGGAAUAGACGAGGUUCCAAGCGAACAAUAAAUAUAACUAUUGUUAAUAUAGAUUGUACAGCUGACCCCAACAGAUUCACCGUACACAUAUUAUACAAAGAAAUAAAUUUCAGACAUUUUUAAUUCCAACAUUUUUUUACUUCGGUUACUUCUUUAUUAGAAUGGUGUAACGGUGAUUGUUCUGGGGUCAUUCCUAUUAAAAUUAUCAAGGCACGCCAAUACAGCGGUCGGGCCUCAGUAGUAUGACAAUAUGGACAUUCAGCGCUAUUUAUGAAAUUUUGUAAUCGUAAUGGUAUAUUGCAAUAUCUCUAAUAUAAAACAACACUUUGAAAUUAUAGAUGAGACAUUUGUAUUUUCAAGCUGUUUAUGUCCGUGGUCUCUUCUUAUAUUAAAUGGGGACAAUUAUAUCUGUCAACAUUAUUUCAAGUAGAUGUAUUUCUCAAUACCUUUAAAUUAAAUGUACAUGUUGGUAUUGGUGUGUUGAGCAGUUGUAAUAUUACUUGCUGUUUGUUACAAAAUUUAAAAUUAAACUUUGCUGAACUAGAAUUGUAUAAAUGUAACCAAAACUUUAAAAUAUAAUUUAUUGUAAACUUGGUUGAAUCUAAAUUAAAGCAGGGUUUAACUUAUAUUCAUUAACAAGUCAUCUUGCACUGCACAUAAUACCCUAUUUGCUGAUUCCGUUUCCAUGUCAUCAGUAUUGUUAUUGUAGCCCUAAAGACGUAUAUAUAAUUAUAUAUAUAUUAGUAAAAAUUGAUAAACUUGUCAUAUCACUUGCCACUUAAAUAAAAAUCAUUUUUAGUUUAUGUUGCAUUUGUUUACAGUUUUUGUAGAAAUUAUAGAGUUUUGUUAAAAACAUAUUAUAAUUUUAACUAGAGUUUAUAUUAGUAAUGAAUUAUGUAAGCUACAAAGAAUGUCUAUAAUACAUAAUUACAUAGA
Molecule: messenger RNA, 5691 nt
Organism: Cydia pomonella (codling moth)
Lineage: Eukaryota; Metazoa; Arthropoda; Insecta; Lepidoptera; Tortricidae
Gene: Syti
Product: synaptotagmin 1
Exons: 11
Coding region: 161-1441 (426 amino acids)
Biological process (GO): cellular response to calcium ion; regulation of dopamine secretion; synaptic vesicle endocytosis
Cellular component (GO): synaptic vesicle membrane; axon; dense core granule
Molecular function (GO): clathrin binding; phosphatidylserine binding; calcium ion binding
Source: RefSeq, a predicted model, not a curated record